Solanum dulcamara is the source of this 2312-nucleotide messenger RNA. Its product is annotated as RNA polymerase sigma factor sigB. Lineage: Eukaryota; Viridiplantae; Streptophyta; Magnoliopsida; Solanales; Solanaceae. The coding region runs from base 290 to 2131 and encodes 613 amino acids. The transcript has 7 exons. Gene Ontology annotation, molecular function: DNA-binding transcription factor activity. Gene Ontology annotation, biological process: DNA-templated transcription initiation; regulation of DNA-templated transcription. The record is from RefSeq and is a predicted model, not a curated record.
UCGUUCAAGAAUCCACAGGCAUAGUUCUCUUAUCCUUCUAUUUAUCACUUUCUAACAAACAUAUCCAUUCUCUUCUCUGCUUCUUCAAUCUCUGCUACCACAGUCUUCUUCACUUCAAUACAUUUUCUGGGCUUUAUUUUAACCCCAUUUUCAAGAUUACAACUCAUGGAUGGCAGCUUUAUUGACUGAUUAGUCUUUGUGAAUAUAGUGUUUGAAUGAAUGGUGUGUAAAUUAGUGUCUAUUUUAUGAGACCCCAUAUGCUUGUAUAUGAAUUUAGUGCAGAAAUAAGAUGUCUUACUUAUUGCCACAAUUCUUGAGCUUGCCGGAUGCUUUUGUCAUUUGCGCCAAAACCCAACAGCAGACCACCAUCCAGCUUUCAAAAGGUAGAGACCAUAUUCAUUUGAGGACACAAUGCAUCCUAUCCACUACAUCUCCAGUAACAUCAACAGCAACAUCUACUGUGCUUGACAUUGAGAAGCUACAGUUACCAUCUAUUGAAAUCCUCUCAAAUUCAGUCGCAUCAGAGAGAUCAUGGCAGUCACCAUCAGCUGCCACAACCGCAGUACCUGAUAUACAAAAGCUAAAGUUGCUGUCGUUGGAGGCCAAAACAAAUUCAGUUGCCCCAGAUAGGCCAUGGACAUACACUGGGGCAUUUGGUCCACCUACAGAGGUGAACACUAAACCUGAAAAUUCUCUUGCUAGUGAGGAAGCCAUUGUAGCUGCUGCAGCCGCUGAAGCAGUUGCUUUGGCAAAGGCUGCGUUGAAAGGCGCACAAGAUGCUGUAAUGUUGGUCAGCCAUAACAAGUUAAAGGACUCCGAUAAUGUUGGCAGAGGUACUCUAUCAGAAGCUAGGACUGCUCCAUAUGAGAGCGUUCAUCUGACUCAAUCUGGUGAGACAAGGAGAGUUGGUGUUUGUGCGGAAUUAAAGGGAAGUGAGAUGAAGUGGAGUGGAAGUAGUUUAUUCCGGGACUCCCUUACAGAUUCUGAUGACGUGGAGCCAUCACCUGAAGAACUCGAAAUUCUUCAGUCGCAGCUGUCAAAUGUCAUAGCUGUAAAAUCGAAUCGUCAAACUGAGCGGAAGGCCAGAAGAGCUAAAGCAGUAGAGAGGGCUGCAGCCAAUGUUGUGUCUGUGAAGUCUGGUUCUACUAGUCGAAGGAAGCGUGCUUCAGUACAAGAUGUCGAUUACUCGGAUCCAUUGCGUUACUUGAGAGGAACUACAUGUAGUUCUAGGCUACUGACUGCAUCUGAAGAACAGGAGUUAUCGAGAGGAAUACAGGACCUGUUGAAGUUGGAAAGACUUCAGGUGGAGCUUGCAGAGCGUUGCGGAGGUCAGCCCACUUUUUCCCAAUGGGCUGCUGCUGCCGGAGUUGACCAGAAGACCCUAAGGAAGCGUUUGAACUAUGGCAUUCUUUGUAAAGAUAAAAUGAUUAAGAGCAACGUGAGGCUCGUUAUUUCUAUUGCCAAAAAUUAUCAAGGAGUAGGGAUGAAUCUUCAAGAUUUGGUUCAGGAAGGAUGUCGGGGCCUUGUAAGAGGAGCUGAAAAAUUUGAUGCUUCCAAAGGUUUUAAGUUCUCAACUUAUGCUCACUGGUGGAUUAAGCAGGCUGUUAGGAAAUCUCUCUCUGAUCAGUCCAGGACGAUUCGGUUGCCAUUUCACAUGGUCGAGGCUACUUAUAGAGUUAAGGAAGCGAGAAAGCAAUUGUUUACUGAAAAUGGUAGACAUCCUGACGAUGCGGAGGUAGCUGAAGCAACAGGGUUGUCAAUGAAGAGGCUUACUGCUGUGAUGUUAACUCCUAAACCUCCAAGAUCACUUGACCAGAAAAUCGGGUUCAAUGAAAGUCUCAAACCUUCGGAAGUGCUUGCAGACCCUGAUGCAGAAACAUCAGAAGAAAUAUUGACCAAGCAGUUCAUGAGACAGGACCUGGAGAAGGUAUUAGACACUUUAAAUCCGAGGGAGAAGCAGGUCGUUAAAUGGCGGUUUGGACUAGCGGAUGGCAGGAUGAAGACUUUACAAGAGAUUGGUGAGUUAAUGGGUGUUAGCCGGGAGAGAAUUCGCCAAAUAGAGUCUUGUGCAUUCCGUAAGUUGAAGAACAAGAAAAGAACAAAGUUUUUGCAGCAAUAUAUAAAUGCUUAAAGUCUCUAUUAUAUAUAUCAAGAAAGUAGAUUUGACCUUCUAGUCAUUGAGUCUUUGUUGUUAGAAAAAAAUUGAGGCUUAGAUGAGCUUUGUUUCUUUAACUGUUCUUAUUCUUCAGAACUCUGCAAAUAUUUGUGCAUAAUACAAAAUUUUGGCUCAAAUAAUCAGAUAUUGUAAGUUA